CUAUCGAUAUGUCCGCCUUUUAUUUUAUGUAAACACAACAGUCGGGCGGACACACAAAAAGCAAUCGGUGGACACAGUUGAAUGCAUAUCAACGGUCGUUGCAUCUGCCUCCGCGAAGCUCAGCAGCAGCCGGGUUUUUAGCUCCGGUGAGCGGCGGUGGCUUCUCCGUCAGCUUCCCCGCGGAGUGACAACAAACUGUCGGCUAGCAGCGAGCUAAAGCUUACGUCGAACCCCGCUCGGUCGGUCGGUCGGUACGUCGGUCCCCGCAGCUCCGUUCACUGAGUGUCCGUCGCCGUCAGAGAGAAGAGGACUCUCUCAUGGUGGUCCCACUUCAAUGGGGAACUGUCUGUUUUCACAAGGAGCGGAUGACCUGUCGCUACUGAACGAGUCCGAGGGGGGCAGCCUGCCCGGAGAGCCCCCGCCACCCUACCAGGAGCGCUCCCAGCCAGUGCCGGUGUACCAUCCGACCCCAGGUGAGAGUCGUCUGGCCAGCCAGCUGACUGAGGAGGAGCAGAUUCGCAUCGCCCAGCGCAUCGGGCUCAUCCAGCACCUUCCCAAGGGCAUCUUCAACCCGGGCUCCGACCCCUCUGAGAAGAAAGUCAAAGAGUGUGUGAUCUGCAUGAUGGAUUUUGAGUAUGGCGAUCCCAUCCGGUUCUUGCCCUGCCUUCACAUCUACCAUGUGGAUUGCAUUGACCCCUGGCUGAUGCGCUCCUUCACCUGCCCCUCCUGCAUGGAGCCAGUAGAUGCAGCCUUGCUGUCCACAUAUGAAACCAACUGAGCAGCCCCCGGCGGUUGCUCCUGCCUAAAAGUAACUGCACCUUUUUAGCCAAAACUGUCCUAACUGUUCAAACAGGUAGCCAAGGUGAUGUGAUAUUAUGCAGAUAUUUGUAGGGCUUUUGAGUAUUCAGACAGAUGUUGACAAAUGUGCACUACAGUAAAUUGUAUAGGUCAGAUAUGCAUCUAUUUGGGCUUUGUGAAGUCUGCCUUUUGCAGAAGGACGAUGUGCCAAAUCAAGCUAGAUGAAGAAAAGCUGUGCCAGUAGCAAAAUAUUACUGCAAAGUAAUUUCACUUUCAUACGAUUGACAGUCAUGAUUUUUGUAGUAGCCAAUGUGAUUUGCUUCCCCUUUCAAGACAUAAUGUGCAAUAUGUUAUGAAAAUGGAGAAACUGCAGGAAAUUUGUCUUGGUCAAGUGGGCAUCCCAUGAUCUUGAUUGUCAACAGAAACACUUGUCUCUCAUAAAUUGCAAUCAUCAAAAUGCAGAAAAAAUAACAUCCAUUUACCAGAACAAAGAUGCGCUGUGAUGUCUAAUGACUGUUUUCACCUGCAGCCUCAUGAGAUACAAUGUUGUUUCAGCAUUUGAGGAUAAUUUGAAGAUUGCUUCUAUUUUAAUUUACUAGGGUUUGUUGUUUGUACUCUAGUCUUUCCUUUGAAGCUGCUUUCAUAAAUGUGAACCUGUUUUUGUCUUUCCACAAUAUGGAUGUUCUCCUUUGCUUUGCCUUGGGUUUGUGCUCUCUGUUAUUUAAAAAAAAAAAAAAAAAAACGGUCCUUAGUGUGGUUUACUGUCAGUAACAUUUACAAAGACACAAUAUGCUGUGCAAUCCCCCCUUGAAGCACCUUGAUGACCCUCAUCUGAAACUCUGUAGCGUGUAGAUUUCUUAGAUGAUGUGUGUGUGUUUUUGUGUGUGUGUGUUUUGAGGGGAUGGUCGGUAGAGAUUGGCAUGUGAAGGUAUCAUUGUGAAUGAACCCUGUCACCCUGUUGUAGUUACCUCUCUUUUUCUAGUUCGAAACUAUUGGAUAUUUGUGUCGAUGGCCUUCUUUGAUGUAUUUCCAAAGUUCCUGGGUCUAGUAACACAGAAUGCUUUUAUCUUUUGGUGGAAGACAUGUACUGUCUGACACUGACUGCGUAAUGUAUACCACAAACAAGUGUCAAAACAGAAGCUACAGCAGAAGAAAGGAAUGUAUCUUGAAUGUAGAAUAGAAUAGAAUAGAAUAGAAUAGAAUGCUUUUUAUUGUCAUCAUACACAAAGUACAACGAAAUUAAAAUGAAAUAAAAUUAAAAGUGAUUUCAGCUGUUAAAGUUCUGGACAGUAUACAUGACAAUAUGAGGACAUUUCUGAUUUACUGUGCACUUCCUGUGCCUUUUAAGGUUGAGGUAAACCAAUUCCUGUGACGUACAAUCAUUUCUGACAUUAAAUUUGUUUUCCUUUAGUUGUCCUCUAGGAGGAGACAGAUACCAGCAUUGUACUGAUUUGUGUCACUAUGAAACAGGCCGAGGAUGAAGCCAGAGAUUUGCUCUGGCUGCUGUAAACAAUCAACAACAAUCAUUUUGUCUUUUAAUUUAUAAUGUGAUCUAUCAGUGCACAGAUAUGAGGACGCUCAUGAAACCACAAUAAAAGUGGAUCCAAAUCUUU
Messenger RNA from Stegastes partitus (bicolor damselfish), 2411 nucleotides. RefSeq names its product ring finger protein 11a (gene rnf11a). Gene Ontology annotation, molecular function: ubiquitin protein ligase activity. Gene Ontology annotation, biological process: ubiquitin-dependent protein catabolic process. Bases 335 to 778 code for a protein of 147 amino acids. Lineage: Eukaryota; Metazoa; Chordata; Actinopteri; Pomacentridae. The record is from RefSeq and is a predicted model, not a curated record. Gene Ontology annotation, cellular component: ubiquitin ligase complex. The transcript has 3 exons.